This is a messenger RNA of Lineus longissimus, 4122 nucleotides long. RefSeq lists its product as uncharacterized. The record is from RefSeq and is a predicted model, not a curated record. Lineage: Eukaryota; Metazoa; Nemertea; Pilidiophora; Heteronemertea; Lineidae. Gene Ontology annotation, molecular function: nucleic acid binding; zinc ion binding. The coding region runs from base 1 to 4122 and encodes 1373 amino acids. The transcript has 2 exons.
AUGGCGAUUGACCAAACUUUGAGUGAGGUACCAGUAAACCUGUGCAGAUUAAAGGAGGACAUGAAAGAGUUUGAGCAGUUUUUAAGAAAAGUGGACAAUAUUCAAACAGAAAUAGAGUGUGAAUUAGAUGAAAAAGAAUUGGCAGCUGAGAUCGAUUCGCACGGUGCGUGGCGGGACGCAGUUAAGAAGUCGUACCGUACAGCACAGGAACUUUUAGAAGCACACGUGCAUAAAAAGGAGCCUAGUGUUGGUGCGAGUACAAAAGUAGUUAAAACUGUGAGUUCCUGUCAGGCAAAACUACCUAAGUUGGAACUACCACGUUUCUCUGGAGUGCUGACAGAAUGGCAGGCAUUCUAUGAAAAGUUUGUGACAAUAGUACAUGACAAUAGAGACAUUCCUGUCGUAACAAAAUUCGCAUACCUGACCUCUCUUCUAGAGGGGGAGGCGAAGUCAGUGGUGACAGGUCUGAGCAUCACAAAAGAUAACUAUAGUGCUGCUAUCGAGCUCCUGAGGGAGCGAUUUGGCAAUAGGGAUCGACUGAUAUUUUCCCAUAUCCAAGCCUUGCUGAAUGUUUCGCUACCGUCUCCGACUGUUCGAGGUUUGUGGUCCCUACAGGACACAAUACAGACACAUGUUAGAAAUUUGGAGUCCCUCGGUGUCAAUGGGGGAACGUAUGGUCUGUUUCUCACGCCACUCAUCUUGUCUAGACUGCCCAAUGAUAUCAGAAUGGAGUGGGCUCGAAAUGGUGCUGGGAAAGAGAGCGACUUGAUUGGUCUUUUGGAAUUUCUUAAAUUGGAAAUUCAACGUCGUGAACGAGCAGAGACAUUCAAAGACAUGAAUUUAUCAGCACAACCGAGUGCAUGUGCAUCGCCUUCGUUGAGCAAGCAGACAGUUAAGCAACGAGUUCCUACUGCCUCAGCAAUGUUCAGCAGUGGGGAGAAUUCGAAUAGUGACAGUAACAACUGUGUGUUUUGUUCCAAAAAACAUCCGUCUGAUAAAUGCUGGGAUGUGAAGAAAAUAUCGCUUAGUGAACGCCACAAGUUGAUCAAGGACAGUGGAGCGUGUUUUCGCUGCCUUUUGAGAGGUCACCUGGCAAGAAGUUGCAUGACCAGAUGUAGGGCUUGCAAAGGCAAGCACAAUGAACUUCUGUGUGAUCCGAGUAGGAGAGCUGCUCAGAAGAAUCCCUCCAAUUCAGGUCAGUCUGGGGCUGCAGAUCGGAACUCCAUGAAACCGGUCACAUCGCAUGUAGGUGUGUCCUGUUCUACCGCGGGGGUUUUGACUGUACCCCAGGUUGCCCGCGUCCUCGUUAAAGGCGAGAGGGGUUCAGCUGAAGCAACUGUUAUGUUCGACUCUGGGUCUGAUACCUCAUGUGUUUGUUCUGAAUUUGUAGAGAAAAUCGGUCCUAAGUGGGUGACUGCCAAAAACAUGUCCUUUGCAGCCUUUGGUGCAAGUUCUUCAUCAGCCAGUAAGGUACAUAAUGUAUACAGCCUGGAUAUGCAGGCAAAUGACGGUGUCACAAGAUCACUUAAUGUUGUCAAAGUGAAAGCGAUUAGUCCACCUAUGGAACGACCAAGGGUACCAAACCACUUAUUGAAAUCACUUGGUCAUCUGAACAUAGCAGAUGACUACAACACGGAUAAAAAAGUCACAGUUGACAUCUUGAUUGGCCUUGACAUGUAUUGGAAAUUUGUUAAACAGGGUUUCAUACAGGUCACCACUGGUCUUGUAGCUCAAGACACCAUCUUUGGGUGGGUAUUGUCUGGGUCUUACUCAAAUGGUCUGAGUGAGACACCAAGCCAGUCAACUGCUAUGGUCAGUCAUGUUAGUGUUAGUCAUAAUUUACUGAUUUUGUCAGAUAUUCCAGACGCGACGCUCUCCAAGUUUUGGGACCUAGAGUCCAUUGGUGUGACCGAUAACGGAGAGUCGAGUCUUGGAACAGAUAUGAUAAUCAUGAAACAAUUCACUGAAACGGUUGAGUUCAAAGAUGAUAGGUAUGUAGUUAGACUUCCAUGGAAAGAAGGUGCUAAGCCAUCGCUGCUGAAUAAUAGAAAUUUGGCAGAAGGCCGGUUACAAAGUUUAAACUGUAAACUCUCUAAGAACCCAGUGUUAAGGGGUCGGUAUGAUGAAGCCUUGGUCGAACUAGAGACUCUUGGAAUCGUUCAGGAAGUACCUCCGACAGAAAUUGUACCAAAUGAUGAGCGCCCCGUAUUUUAUCUACCCCAUUUCCCAGUCAUAAAAGAGUCAAAGUUGACUACCAAAAUUCGACCUGUGUUUGACGCCUCAGCUAAGGGGGCUAACGGAGUGUCACUGAAUGAUUGCAUUGAGUCAGGACCCAACUUGUUGCCAGGUCUAUUAGACAUUCUAAUCAGAUUCAGACGAUGGCGGGUGGCGAUGACCAGUGACAUCACCAAAGCUUUCCUACAGAUUGCCGUCAACAAGGAAGAUCAGGAUGUCCAUCACUUCCUGUGGACAAAAGAUGGGAAAGAUAGGGUGAUGAAAUUCUUGCGUGUCCCAAGUGGCAAUACAGUCAGUCCAUUUCUCUUAAAUGCCACCAUCCGCCACCAUCUGUCUCAGUACUCUGAUUCUGAAACCUCUACUGCUGUCGAGGAACUGAAGGAAAAUUUGUAUGUUGAUGAUUGGAUCACUGGGGCUGAUUAUGAAGAUGAGACUUGUGAGUUGUUUCGUAAUGGUCAAAAGAUUCUAAAAGAAGGUAGUCUGUCAUUGGCAAAGUGCAACUCUAACAAUGAGGUAAUCAAAGACAUGUUCAUACAUGAGUUUGAUUCUCACUCUGGUACUGUAUCAACAAAGAUACUUGGGUUGAAGUGGUUGAAAACAGAAGACUGUUUUGCAUUUGAUGGAGUGGACAUCCCUACACAGAUUGUCACAACCAAAAGAGUUGUUUUGAGCUUCAUAGCGAGGUUGUUUGACCCGUUUGGUUUCUUGUCACCCUACAUCAUGUAUCUCAAAAUUUUGUUGCAAGAAAUAUGGUUGUUGAAACUGGAUUGGGAUGACAAUGUUCCAGCCCCACUUCAUGAUAGGUUUAUGAGAUGGGUGCAAGCUUUGACUGAGGUACAACAGUGGAGAAUUCCAAGACGCUACGGCUUGUCAUUGUGGUCAAAUUUGACUGGAGUUGAGGUUCAUGGGUUUGGUGAUGCCUCAGAACAAGGUUACGGAGCUGUGGUAUACCUGCGCAUUCCCUGUUCAGAUGGCAGCUAUGAUGUUUCACUAGUCACAUCCAGGGCUAGAGUUACACCAGUAAAAAAGGUUUCACUCCCAAGAUUAGAAUUGCUUGGUGCUCUGUUGUGUGCUCGUGUGGUCAGCUUCGUGCUGAAAGCCUUGAAACUUCCAUCUGACACAAUGUGUAGGUAUUGGACAGACUCUACUGUAGCUCUAGGUUGGAUUAAAGGUAAACAUUCUCGUUGGAAAACUUUCGUUGCUAACCGAGUUCUUGAAAUUCAAGAACUGACAGAUGUUGAACAGUGGUCUCACUGCCCUGGUAGAGGGAACCCAGCAGAUAUCAUGACUAGAGGUGUUCUUGCAGGAGAAUUGGUCUCCUCCAAACAGUGGUCGGCGGGACCUAGUUGGCUAGCUGGAUCAUUAGUACUGGGCAAAGACAAAGUGAUGUUUGAUCAGGUAGAGCGGUUCCUUCAGCCAGAAACUGUGGCCAUUGUAAAUGUAGCUAGAGUGUGGUUGCCAGAAAUUGUUCUCAACGUUGAGAGAUGGGGUACACUUGAGAAAGCAAUUAGAAUCACUGCUUGGGUCGUGAGAGUACUCCAAAACAUGGAUAAAACAAAGCAACAUGUCUCUAGAAAAUUGUCCUUACAAGAGUGUGCAACGGCAAAACAGAUAUUGUUGAAACACGUGCUGAGUGUGGCAUAUAGUGCUGAGAUUGAAGCCCUGAAACAGGGAAAGUCUGUAGGAAAAUCAUCACCAUUGUUAAAGUUAAAUCCAGCCAUUGGAAAAGAUGGGUUAGUUAGGAUUGGUGGUCAGGGUAAGGCAGGGAAAACUGACACAGCAACUGGUGCACAGAGCACUCAUAAUACCAGUAACCAACUAAAAGACAAGGCUGUGAAGACACGUCUGGGGAGAGUGAUCAAACCCAAAAAGAGAUUGGAUGUGUAG